CUUCGUUCGGCCAGUCCAAGAAGAACGACAUGGCUUUCGCGAGUGGUAGUCAAACUUCGUCAAGAAGCAAGUCAACCGGGUCGCCCUCUUCUGUAGCAAGAACAACCCUAAAUUAUGACCCCCCAUUCUAUUGUUGGUGUGGGCUAAAAGCUCCGCUUUGUGUCGCACGUGAGAGUGGUAGGAAGUUUCUGGGUUGCCAAAAAUGGCUGGAUGGUGGAUGCAAGUACUUUGUAUGGUAUGAUGAAAUGAAGCUUAGCACUGAAGAACAGAAGACAAUUGACAGUCCAUUGAAGACUGUAAAAUUUGCAGAUAUGAAUGGGCACUUGCAGCACAUAAAGGACACCAUUUGUGAAGUUAGACAAGAAAGCCAAGGUAGCCACGCUGAGAUUGCUAGGGUGAAGAAUCUGUUGGAAAACCAUGUGAAAGAAGAACAAUUGAAG
Cuscuta epithymum is the source of this 440-nucleotide messenger RNA. Lineage: Eukaryota; Viridiplantae; Streptophyta; Magnoliopsida; Solanales; Convolvulaceae. The record is from the annotation of a GenBank genome assembly.